Jatropha curcas is the source of this 2520-nucleotide messenger RNA. Its product is annotated as signal recognition particle-related / SRP-like protein. Lineage: Eukaryota; Viridiplantae; Streptophyta; Magnoliopsida; Malpighiales; Euphorbiaceae. Gene Ontology annotation, cellular component: signal recognition particle, endoplasmic reticulum targeting. The record is from RefSeq and is a predicted model, not a curated record. Gene Ontology annotation, biological process: SRP-dependent cotranslational protein targeting to membrane. Gene Ontology annotation, molecular function: signal recognition particle binding; 7S RNA binding; endoplasmic reticulum signal sequence receptor activity.
GUGACCAAGCAAGCUCUAGUUCAAGACUCGUUAGAAAGGAGGCUUAACGACCGAUAAACUUUGCUCUAGUUGCAAGGUGGAGAAACUUUUCCAUCGCGUCAGUUUUAACAAAAACUCGGUUUUCGACGGAUGACUAGUCGUUUACGUAGUUGUCCGCUUGAUCCGACUCGUCUCAGUCCUUGACGUUGCAUUGCAGGGUACCGUUUUGCAUCUUAUCACUGCACAUAACAAAGUUGAAACCCAUAGCACAAACGCUACACAAAGUCCCAGAACAGCAGUUGCAGAAGAACAAUACCACCAUUUGAAUCCCUAGGAACAGUUGAAGGAUUGAUGGGGAAGGAAAGCGAAACCACGGCCAUGGAAAUUGAUGCUCAAAAAUCGAACAGUUCUGAUCAGAUCAAUCCUAGAUAUUCAAUCAACGUGUUGCAGCUCUUGAAGUCUGCGCAGAUGCAGCAUGGCUUGCGGCAUGGGGAUUAUACACGCUAUCGGAGGUAUUGUUCUGCUCGGCUGAGGAGGUUAUAUAAAUCAUUGAAGUUUACCCAUGGACGUGGUAAAUACAGUCGUAGAGCUAUAACUGAAUCCACUGUUACUGAAGUUAGGUUUCUGCAUCUGGUUUUUUAUAUGGCGGAGAGAGCUUGGAGCCAUGCCAUGGAGAAACGACAGCUUCCAGAUGGUCCAAAUGCACGGCAACGCAUAUAUUUGAUUGGGAGAUUGAGGAAGGCAGUAAAAUGGGCUGACCUGUUCUCUCGGUUGUGUGCUGCCAAGGGAGAUUCCAGAACAUCUUUGGAAGCUGAGGCAUAUGCUGCGUAUAUGAAUGGCAAUCUAUUGUUUGAACAGGAUCGGAAUUGGGACACGGCAUUGAAGAAUUUCAUAAGUGCCAGAGCUGUUUAUGAGGAACUUGGGAAAUAUGGAGACCUAGAGAAUCAGCUUUUAUGCCGUGAGCGUGUUGAGGAGCUGGAGCCCAGUAUUCGAUACUGCAGACACAAAAUUGGCGAGUCAAAUAUUAAAACUUCUGACCUUCUACAAAUUGGUGAGAUGGAAGGUCCUGCACUAGACCUCUUCAAAUCUAAAUUGGAGGCUGUUAUGGCAGAGGCAAGGUCCCAACAGGCAGCUUCCCUGACAGAGUUUCAUUGGCUUGGUCACAAAUUUCCAAUAUCCAAUGCAAAAACCCGGGUCUCCAUUUUAAAAGCUCAAGAACUGGAGAAGGAUUUGCAUGGUCCUGCAGCUGAUUCACUCCCAGCAGAGAAAAAAUUAGCCAUCUUUGACAAAAUUUUUACUGCAUAUCAUGAGGCUAGAAGCUGCAUUCGCAGUGACUUGGCCAGUGCAGGUAAUGCUGAUAGCGUAAAAGAUGACUUAAGUGGCCUUGAUAAAGCUGUUAGUGCUGUACUAGGACAACGGACAAUCGAACGUAAUCAGCUGUUGGUUAGCAUUGCAAAGAGUAAACUUACUAGGCGCCGUGAUGACAAAAAUGAGAAAGUUACUAAGCCUGAGGAGCUUGUUCGCUUGUAUGAUCUUUUAUUACAGAAUACAUCUGAUCUUUCUGACUUAGUUAGUUCUGGAAGAGAUACAAAACCUGAGGAAGUUGCAUUUUCUGAAGACUGUGAACUUAGAAGUUUGGCUUUUCGAGCACAAAGGUGCUUCUACCUAGCAAAGUCUUACAGUUUAGCUGGAAAGAGACCAGAAGCAUAUGCUUUAUACUGCCAAGCUCGUUCCCUUGCUGAGAAUGCUUUACAAAAGUUUCAAUCUCUUAGUAACACCGAUGAGGUAAUGAUCAAAGAGCUGAAGGCAUUAUACAACGAGAGCAGAUCUAAUAUUUGCAUAGAGCAUGCAUCAGGAAUUAUGGAGGAAGAGAAGGCUCCAGAGAACCUUUCCAAAAAAGUUUCUGCUAUAUCAUUAAGUGGGGGUGACAAGAAGGUGGAGAAAUACCUGCUUGAGAAACUUGAUGUCUAUGAGUCUGUAGUCGGCGAUCCCCAUGUGAAAGCUCCUCCACGUAUUGAAGUCUUUCCUCCAGCCUUCCGAGCAAUACCUCGCAAUCCCAUCAUUCUAGACCUUGCCUAUAAUUAUAUCGAUUUCCCAUCUAUUGAAAACAGGAUGAAGAAGGACAAGAAAGGCUUCAUAAGUAGGCUCUGGCGAUGAGUUUUGUAGAGCAGGCUCUGAUCCAGGAGAAAAAGCUGCAAGUGAAUACUUUGAUAUGGGAUUUUGAGGUUUUGCAUUGUUGUCAAGGACUGACCUUUUUAAUUUUGGGUUAUUUGAAAAAUUUUGGGCUUAUGCAGAUUUCAAUGAACAAGCAGAACGGAAUGUUAUAGCAUGUUAAAUUUUUUGGCCCUGAAAUGGAAGAGUGAAUUAAAUUUCAGAGAGUUAAAACCUCAGGAAUCGCUUAACAGUUGAAAGUCUGACACUCACUUUCUAUCAUACUUGGGAAGCUUUAAAAUAGAUUCUCCUAUUGUUUAGCACUUUUAAUAUUUGUGCAUUUAAAAAUAUUGGUUAAUUAAUUUAACAUGUUUCCUUUGUGAACGGAAA